AGUGAGCGUCGGUGUACGUAAAAUGGCGGACGGUGACAUUGAUUUGUACGCCGACGAUCUCGAGCAAGAUUUCGCGCAGGUAAUUCGUUUUUAUCAUUGUUAAUAAGUACCAAGUCGGUGGGUAAAUAUUAUUGUUAAUUGAUUAUCUCUAUAAAAAACAUUCGAAACUGUGAGAAAAAAAGCGAUAGUAAAGCGAGGUUCUUCGGCGUCAUGGAGGAGAGAUGGUAACGAUUGUUCGAAAGCGGUAUCUGAUUCUUGUUCAGACGGAAUACGAGUUUUAACAUACAUUUCGUUCGUGAUGAAUAGCUGUUGCAUUUAAUUAUUACAACCGAUAAACAUUUUCUAUAUUCUGUUAUAUAAUUACCGUGAUUUGCACACGUUUGGUUGCAUCGAAAACUAAAAAGCAAAUACAUAAUACAGAUUCACAGCAAGAAAAGCAAAAUGGUGUUAGCGGAUGAGUUUGCUGGCGAUGGUGUUGAUUUAUAUGAUGACGUGAUAGCAGCUCCUGCUGGUGGUAAUGGUGGUGUUUCUACAGGAAAUAGUGGAGAUGGUGGAGGUGAUACUACUUCACCAAAUGAAGAAACAAAUGGUAGUGCACCUUACCAUCAACUUGGAAAUAACAUCCAGCCAAAUCAAAUUGGAAGACGUCAUCAAUUAUAUGUUGGAAAUUUGACUUGGUGGACAAGUGAUCAAGAUAUAACUGAUGCAGUACAAAGUAUUGGUGUAUCAGAUUUUGUUGAAGUAAAGUUCUUUGAAAAUCGAGCCAAUGGACAAUCAAAGGGUUUCUGUGUAAUAUCUUUGGGUUCAGAACAAAGCAUGAGAAUAUGUAUGGAAAGAUUACCUAAAAAAGAAUUACAUGGACAGAAUCCUGUAGUAACAUUUCCUACUAAACAAGCACUGAAUCAAUUUGAGUCUCAGUGUAAGACACGUCCAGCUCCGGCUCCUCAACAAAGUCAGAGUCAACGCCCUCAUAAUCCACAUCAACAUCAGCCACCAAUGCCACCUCAUCAGCAGCAUCCACAACAUCCUCAACAUCCUCAACAUUCGCAACAAAAUCAUGGUCCUAGAAUGAUGAUGGGUCCUCCACAGGGCGUGAGACCACAAAGAAUGCCACCUCCAGGCAUGGGUCCACCAGGUCCAGGUGGACCUGGUCAACAAGGUCCACCUCGUAUGCAUGGUCCACCAAUGGGUCCAGGACCUGGACCACAUCAUCCUUUACCUGGACAUCCUAAUCAAGGUCCACCACCUCCUGGCUAUCAGCAAGGGCCAUGGAAUGGACCAAGACCUAAUGGUCCACCUGGACCACCAAGAGGUCCAAAUGGACCUGGUGGUCCACCUCAGCAAGGACCUCCAGGACCAGGUCCUGGUCAACAUCGACCUCCUGGAAUGAUUGAAAUAGAGUCUUCGUUUGUGUCCAUUCGACAAUUUCAUGGUGGUCCGCCUGGUCCGCCUGGUCAAGGACCUCCACGUGGUCCACCUGGACAUCCUGGUGGACCUCCAGGUGAUCCAAGAGGUGCUAAACCACGUCCAGAAUGGAAUAGACCACCAGGAAUGCAUCAUGGGCCUCAGGGACCACCAGGUUUCCCUCAACAUCAACAUAUGCAAGGCCCUCAACCUGGUCAAGGCCCACCACAGAGAGGACCUCCUCCAGGUUCUAUGGGUGGAAUGUUACCAGGUCCAGGAGGACCACCACCUGGUCAUGGAGGUCCACCUCAAGGACCACCACAAGGACCUCCAGGAGGACCUGCACCACAUGUGAAUCCAGCAUUUUUCCCACAAGGACCACCUCAUCAACAUCCAGGACAACAUCCACCAGGCCCUCCUGGUCCACCUCAUGGACCACCUCAUGGUCCACCACAUGGUCCACCUCAUGGUCCACCACAUGGUCCACCUCAUGGUCAACCACAUGGUCCGCCCCAUGUGCCUCCUCAUGGUUAUGGACCACCCGCAGCACAGCCACCUUAUGGCGCACCAGGACCUGAUCAUCGUCCAGAAGGUCCUCCUCCUCUCACAGAACAAGAGUUUGAAGAAAUUAUGGGUAGAAAUAGAACUGUUUCUUCUUCAGCAAUUGCUCGAGCAGUAUCUGAUGCUGCGGCAGGAGAAUAUGCAAGCGCUAUAGAGACCUUAGUUACGGCUAUUUCUUUAAUAAAACAAUCCAAAGUUGCAGCAGAUGAUAGAUGUAAAAUAUUGAUAAGUUCUCUUCAAGAUACUUUACGUGGCGUCGAGACUAAGAGCUAUGGAUCUGCACGUAGGGAACGAUCACGUUCACGUGAUAGAGAACGCAGUCACAGAAGAAGACGUGAGAGAUCAAGGAGUCGUGACAGAGAAUACAGAGAAAGAAGUAGAGAUAGAGAUAGAGAACGUGAUAGAGAACGUGAUCGUGAAAGAGAAAGAGAUCGUGAUCGUGACAGAGAACGUUAUUACAGUGAACCAUAUCCACGGGAGAGAUCACGAAGCAGAGAGAGAGAUCGUGAACGUGAAAGAGAUCGCGAAUAUAGAGAACGAAGCAGAGAAGAAAGUUGCGGUUUACAGAAAAGCUGAAGAAAAGGCCCUACAUUUCCUGAUGAACUAAAUUGAUGCUGGCAGCCUCGAGGAAGAAAGAAGAUUACAUUCUGGAGUCUCGUCAUCGAUCUUCUAGCUCCACGACGAUGCAAGAUUGUAUCUUAACUAUAAUACAUAUAUACGCUUUCAAAAAAAAAUAUAUGUGAUAAACAUGUCUUUACUUUAUUCAUCAGUACACACUAUCUUCCUGAUAAAUAUGUUAUUUUUGUUUUAUAUGCUAUUGCAUUAUUCCAAUUAUUAAUCGAAAGGUGGAACCGAUUGAAAAAAGAAACAAAUUCAAUUAAACACUUUCGAUCUUGCUAAUUAAUUUAUUUCUGUAACUUGGUGUUCAACAGCACGGGUCGAAAGUGUAUGAUGAGUCGGAACAAAAUUUUACAUGUAAAAUGAAUAAUGAUUAUGUUCCCCGUUUUGUUCCAUAAUAUAUACUAGUCCCAUCUGUGAAAUUGGAAACAUUAAUAUCAGAAUUAUAUAUUUAUCUUUUAAUAGUUGAGUCUUAAAAACUAAUUUAUUAAAAGUAUCCAAGCUUGUGUAUAAUAUCUAAUAAUAUCUUAUAAAUAGAAAAAAAAUAUACAUUAUUGGACGAAAUUAUAUCAAUUUUAUAGUAAUAAGCUCUUUGUGAUAAAUAGAAGUAUUUUUUGUAAUACUCAAUAAACAUUAUAUUUAAGCAAUAUUUAAAAGAUAAAAUAUUAAAAAAUAUUCUAAUGUAUUGCUAUAAUUUUGUCCAUUAUUUAUUAAUUGUAAAUAAAUACUAAGAUUAUAGAUAUUCUAAAGUCAACAACUUGGAUAAUUUUGAGAAAUUAAUUUUUAAUUGCAGUGUUAUUUUAUUUUUCAUAUUUAGUUGAAAUAUUAAAAAACGCACAGAAUAUUGUGAAAGCGCAACACAAUCACGGAAUGACUUUGUUUGAAUCAUCACAAAUGUUCCUGCAUAUUUGCAAAAGCAAAAAAAAUUUUCUUCUUUGUACGCUUUUAAGCGUAUAUUCUAAUCUUCGUGUGAUCAAGGCUCAUGAAAUUAAGAUUUUAUGAAAAAUUCCACUCGUUUUCUAUGUUAUAAAAUGUAGAAUUAAAUGUACAUAAAAAUAUCAUGAUAAUGGUAUUGUAUUAAAUGUGACAAUGCAUAUUUUAAAAAUAUGUAAUCUAAUAUAAUAUAAUAAUAUGCUAUAAUAAUUUCUAUUCUUGAUUAUACAAGAAUUAGAAAUUAGAAAAUUUAGUAUUUUUGCAAUAGGAAAAACUCUUUCAUGUUUUAGAUGGUGAAAGAUCAAUGCUAUUGUAUUUUUCUAACAUGGUGUUCUAAGAUUUAAUAUCUCCUUUUUUUUAUAUAUUUAAUCUUUAUUUCUCUGAAUUUCAUAAAUUUAAAAGAAUAUAUCAUUUUUUAAUUUAUUUUUUAGUUACAUAUAUUAUAUAAAUUAUUUUUUAAAUAACAUAUUACCUAUUCAUCAAAAUUAGAUAUAAAACAAAUAUAAGAGUUGUAAAGAAAUAUUGCAAUCACUUCUUGUGCAUGAAAGAGUUAAGAAUAACUUAAAAAAAAAAUUACAUGAAUAUUAUAUAUUUAAUCUUCGCAAGGAAGAAAAUAUUAAAAAUAAACAAACAUAGCGUGAACGGUUCACCUUUCGAAGAUAUUUUUCUUUAUCAGAUAUAAUUAAAAUAAAUGAUAAUAUACAUAACAAUUGUUCUGUGAGUUCCAGUUGUACAUAUUAAUUUUUAUUGUAUAUCGCAUAGCUAUUCAUUGCUCCAGCUGAACUCUUUGUGGCCACAUUAAUCUAUAAUAAUAACAAUUAUAAUGUAAAAAAUGAUCUCGUUAUAUAAUUAGCAAUGUAUUAUUUGUAUAUACGUAUAAAAUUUUAGUUUUAUAACUUUAAUUAAUUUCAUUUAAUAUAUAUUUUAAUCAAAAGCGUUAUUUAAAAAAAAAAUGAAAAGAAAAAAGGACCACAAAGGGCUGAGCAUCUGGUAUCUUUUAAUAAGUAUCAGGAAAUGAAUAAUGGACUCUCACAGAACGCAAUAUAAGAUAAUUAAAUCCUCUGAUAUGCAAAAAAGAAAAAAAAUCCCAACAAAUUUUUAUGUUGUAAUACACAAGACCAGUUUGCAUGAUCACAUACAUUCAUAUCACGUGAUUAUGUUUCGAUGUGCCAUUUUAAAAUAUCAUAAUAAUUAACUCGAUUAUGCAGAUAGAGAUAAGAGGCAUUGCUAGAUCAAGCAUGAUCAACUCAUAGUCUAAUUGUUUGAGUUUAUUCAUAUUUUAAUUCUUUGCGAUUCAGUAAUUUUUCAAUUUGAAAUUUAGAUGAUUUUAAUUUGUACUUUUUAUUAUUGCCAUCUUCAUUAAUCAUAACUUGUAAGGUUUUCAUGAUAUUAAAAUUAAAUUGUAUUUAUCAAUAUUUUAAUUUUUUUUGUGAAAAAGAUGCGCAUUCAUUUUAUUAUAUUUAAGAUCUUUUUAUAUAAUUUGAUAAAAUAAAAUAAAUAUAUUUUAUAUAUUUACAUAUAAAAUAAAUAUAUUAUUUAAAAGUAAUAAUAUUCAUAGAUUUGUAAAAUUUCUGUUUUUAAAGAUAAAUGCUUUUAAAAUAUAGACUAUAUUUCUUUUAUUGAAGUAUAAUAUUGACUUUUUACAUUCGUUAUAAAAAAAAAAAGAAAAAAUGCAAUAAUAUUAAUAAUUUACGAAAUAUUUAAAAUUUAUAAACACUGUUAAUAUUAUAACAAAUAUUUUUAAUUUUAUAAAUGCAAUUAAUAUUGAAAUAAUAUUUUAACAUAAUAAAUUCAAUAUUAUUAUAUUAAAUAAUUCGAUAGUAUAUUAAAUUAUUUUAAAUAUACUAAAAUCAUAUUAACAAUGUUUUUAAAAAUGUUGCAUCUAUUUUACAAGUAAUAAAUAUUUGUCCAUGUUUAUAUAAUUAUUCAAAUAGAAUCGCAAAGUAUUAAUAUAUGUAAAAUAUUACUUUUAUUUUAUUUAUAUAAUUCCAAAUUCAAAAUUUUUGUAAAAAUCAUUUUGCAUUUGAAUAUAAAGAUUAAAUUCUUAUAAAUAAUAUAUCGACAAUUCGACUAUAAGUAUAGUUUUUAGAGAAUCAAAUGUAUACAUCAUAGUUCUUAAAAAAAAAUCUUCGAGUUGUGCACAUACUGCAACAGAAUCCUGCAUCUCCUGGAUUUGUUAGCAUUUUGUGUAUGAAUCUCAUUAUGUAUAGAUUUUUUUAUUGCGAUUUAUCAGUUAGAAAGAUAUGUCACUGUAGUUCAAUUCACCAUUUUUUUUUUAAUCCCUAUGUUAUGUUUAUCUGUGAUUUUUCAAAAAAUCAAGAAUUAUUUUAUUCUAUUUCAGAAUUAGGAAAAAUAUUUUAAUUUCAUUUCGACAUAGAUUUCAAUAUAAUUUCUUUAAGCAUUUAAACAAUGAAGCAAUUAUAAUAUUAUGUUGCCUUUCAUUGAUUAAAAAAAAAAGAAAAAAAACUACAUUACAUUCUUAGAUUAUGCGAUAAAUAUUUUUUUUUUUUACAUGAGAAGUAUUUUUUUCUGUGCUAAUAAUAAGAAUUGUUCAUUUAAAGCGCAAUUUUUAAGAGAGAUAAGGUUCAAAUUUAUAAUUACAAAGAUAUUUGCGCUUUUUAUCUUUUUAAUUUUUUUUUUUAUCGUUUUCAUUUUAACAUUAUUUAAGAAAAAUUAAUGAUUGCUCAAGAGAUAUAAGUUUAAUAUUAAGUUAGUAUGUAGGAUUUUUCUUAACCUUAUCUUUUUUUUUUAAAUAAUUUGUUACGUGUAAUUUCAUAAUUUAUAAAAUUAACUUAAACUAGAAACUAUUAGUUUUAUUUGUUGCGUUUUAAAUGAAUAAUUUUGUGUUUGUUUUUAUAAAAAGUACAAAGAGCUGUGAAAUUUUUUUUAAUUCUAAUUUUAUUUUUUAAUGAUUUAUAUUUAACAAUAUAUAAUAUUCUAUUUAUAAAAAUCAUAUUUUAUUAUAGAAAUUUCAAUCAAACAUUGACAUUGUGAAUUAUAAAAUUAUAAACAAGCGUAUAAUGGAACAUAAAAUGAUAUAGUUUCAAUUUCUUGAAACUACAAAGCGCUUUAUAAAAUAUUAUUAAAAAAUAUUAUUAAAGAGAACUAUUAUAGUUCUAUAUAACAAUAUUAAACAAUGCGAUUAUUAUCAAGAAAAUUUUAUACCAAAAAACUAAAAAUCACUUUUUGUGAAACUACAUAAAAUUGUUAAUAUUUAGUGACCUUAACAGAAUCGACGAAAAUCUUUUGUACUGUCAAAAGAUCAUUAUAAAUUUAAUGAAAUUUUUUGUAAGUAAGUAUACAAUGAAAUGCUUAGAAUUUUCAACAUUUCAUAUCAUUAUAUUGAUAAUUUUUUUCUUCUUAAUUCAAGAAUUAAAAUUGAGAUGUGAAGAACUUAAUGUUAAUUAUAAUGAAAAAAUAUCACAAAAUUGUGAAUUUAUAAUUGUCACACUCAAGAAAUUAGAAAUGUCUGAAAGAGAUAAAUUAAUGUUAAUAGAUAAAAAAGUAAAUAUAUAUUUACUUUUAUAUAUUUAAUUAUCAAAAGUACAAGUUUAUCUUUAUUUUGCAAUAAUUUUAAAUAAGUAAAUUAAUUCUUUAUAAAAUUCUAUAACUGUUAUAUUAUAAAUGUUUAUAAGCUUCUUAAAAUAUUUAGAAAAAACAACUAAAAAUAUAAAUAUAUGAAAAAUCCUAUAUGGAUUUUUUUUGUAAUCUUAAAAAAAAAUUUUUUUUAGCAAAACAUUAAAAUGAAUAUAGAAUAUUAGAAAAUUUGACAUUCAUUGUUCCAAUAUCUUUUUUUAUUAUGUCAAAAAUAUUAAAAAUAAAUAAAAAAACAAAAAUAAUUCUAUAUUAAUAUUAUACAAUUUUAAUAUUGUUUUUAUAAUAGAAAACUAAGUAAAAAAAAUAUAAGAAAAGACAAAUGAUAAAAACAAAUUGCCUAUCAGUUACACAUAACUUAUUUAAAUUUAGUCGCAUAGUAUAUCAUGUUAUAAAGCGCAUCUUUAAUAAACAUAUAGUAUUUUAAGAGGCUUAAUUUCCAAAUAUGCCGCGCAUGGCAUCUUUGCAUAAUUGCUCGUAACGAAUUUCCUUUUAUAUAUAAUAAUAUAUAUUUUUGUUGUAUAAAGUAUUAUUCAUAAAUCUGUUCAUAUUUUAUUAAGUCAAAAAUAGAGAUUGCCUGGAGAAAUAUAUAUGGACUUAAGGGGUAAGUGUAUAUAUCACAGAAUAUAAUUUUAAAAAUCGAUAUUUUCUGUGGAUCACUUUGUUUCUAUAUGUUUAUCAAUAGUGAACAUAUAUAUAUAUAUAUAUAUACAAAUGUAUAUAUCAGAUUUUAAACGAUACACGAGCUAAAAUUUUGUUCAAAUUUUUAUGUUACCCUAGUCCUUCUGCAUCUAGCGUACUAAAUUGUAUGUGCAGAAAUUAUUAAACUUACAAAAAUCGAAGUUACAGUUAAAAAUUCAAGUUACUAACAUGUUAAUAAAUGAGAAUAAAUUAUUUUUAAAAAUACAUAAUUAUAAUUUUAUAAUAUUAAAUAAAAUUUACUACUUUAUUUAAUUUAUCAAAAAUACAUGUUUGUAUAUUUUUUAUAGUUAAUUAAUUUAAUUAAUUAUUGCAUCUUAAUUAACAUGCUAGUUUCUAUGAAUUUCUAAAACUCGAUUUUAUGGAUGUUCAAAUUUCAUCAAAAUCGAUAUACAAAAAUUCAAAAUAAUAAAAAUAACAGGUAAAAAAUUGAAAUUUGAUCAUCAUCUAACAUUGAUAAUGAUUAUGAUAGUGGUGAUGAUGAUGAUAAUAUUGAUAGUUAUAAAGAAAUAUUGUAUGAUUUGAUAAUAUUUAAAUUUUUUGUGUGCUUCGUUAUAUAUUGAUAAAUUUGCCAUUUUUGUAUUCUCGAAAUACAAAUUCUAGUCACUUGUGCCUUUGUCAAAUCGAACAAACUUUUCGAUUUUCGAACUUGAAAUGUAAAAAUCGUUAUGAAAAAUUUAGUACCGUUCUUUAUGCGCUCUUAAAUCGAAUCUUUUGUAUAAGAUGUAAAAAAGAAAUAAUUAUUUCUUCAUUAGGAUUAAUUAAAAAUAGUAUAUUAGUAUAAAUCAAUCAUAUUAAAAGAUUUGUACAUAUAUACAUAUAUAAACAUAUUGCUCAUUUGUUACAACAAUAACACAACUCAAAAUUUGUAGUUUUUUAAUUAUUUUAACAGAAAAAAACUUGAUAUUUAUAUUACUUUUUACUGUUAAAAUCUCUGUGAGUGUAUUUUCAAAUAAUUGCAUUUUUAAUUUGACAUUUUGUACGAUUCUUAUGACGAUUUAGAACAUUUUAAAUUAUUUUCGAGUUAUGUUCAUUCUUGCAUCGAAUAAGCGAUAUAAUAUAUAUGUGAUAAAUUAUAUAAAUUUUAUAUGAAAUCAAUUUCCAUCAUAAGUGAAACAAGUAUAUAAUUCAUAUUUUAUAUCAUAUUCAAAAAAAAUUCUGAUUUACAUUAGUUUCAUUGUAUUUUGCACACAUUAAGAAUUUAUAAAUCAUUAUUGAAGAUGUAAUACUAUAUAAUAGUCUUAAGUAUUGUAUGAUAAAAAAAGUUGUUCUGUUUACUCAAUUAUGAUCGUUAAUAGAAAAAUCAAUAUUUCAAAAACGUAAUAUAUUAAUCGAUAAUAAUGUGUUUUUAAAAUAAAAACAAAAUUAUUCUUUUUGCGUAACAAAUUCGUUCAGCGUGAAAAGAGAAAAGUAAUACAUUUCGUUUAUUAUAAAUAACAAAUUGUUGUUUCUCAUUGUAAUUCGAAAUAUUUAACAAUAUUUUGGCUCGUUACCGUAAGAUAAGAAAUUUUAAAUCACGUGUUAUGUAGAUUGAGGCAUUUUUGAUAAUUCUAAAUAUUCUUAUUGCUUGUUUAAAAAUAUAUUAUUUUUAUUUUUAAA
Messenger RNA from Apis cerana (Asiatic honeybee), 9408 nucleotides. RefSeq names its product cleavage and polyadenylation specificity factor subunit 6 (gene Cpsf6). The record is from RefSeq and is a predicted model, not a curated record. Gene Ontology annotation, molecular function: RNA binding. NCBI's taxonomy places the organism in Eukaryota, Metazoa, Arthropoda, Insecta, Hymenoptera, Apidae.